This is a messenger RNA of Peronospora matthiolae, 144 nucleotides long. The record is from the annotation of a GenBank genome assembly. NCBI's taxonomy places the organism in Eukaryota, Oomycota, Peronosporomycetes, Peronosporales, Peronosporaceae.
AUGGUCGCCUCGUGCCAGCACCAACGUCAUCGUGGCUGUGAACAAUUACAGCGGGAGCUCGUGGACCAGCGCAGUCGUCCUCUGCUACCCCAAACGCUCGAGAGCAAAGCCGUUGUCCCAAACAGAGCGAUGUCGGAGGUCUAG